Salvelinus namaycush (lake trout) is the source of this 1907-nucleotide messenger RNA. RefSeq names its product palmitoyltransferase ZDHHC18-A-like. The transcript is spliced from 7 exons. NCBI's taxonomy places the organism in Eukaryota, Metazoa, Chordata, Actinopteri, Salmoniformes, Salmonidae. Gene Ontology annotation, cellular component: endoplasmic reticulum; Golgi apparatus. The record is from RefSeq and is a predicted model, not a curated record. Gene Ontology annotation, molecular function: protein-cysteine S-palmitoyltransferase activity. Gene Ontology annotation, biological process: peptidyl-L-cysteine S-palmitoylation; protein targeting to membrane. Bases 703 to 1878 code for a protein of 391 amino acids.
ACCAAAACAAAUUAUAUUUCGUUAAAUGUAUAUGUUUAACAGACUGUCUGCAGUUGGUUAGUUAGCGUCGAUUCGUAGCUACGAAAACUCCGACAAAAGCUCUCAUCUGUCAACAUCACCACCUGGAAAUUUCAACAUUAACGUUACUUUCUGCCUGGCUGGACGUGUAGGAGUUGGUGGGCUCAUAGGAUCAAAUUGAACUGUCCGUAUCAGACAGAACCCUGGUAUGGUACCAAUAUACAUGUUGAUGCUGUUCAUAUGAUAUGUAUUCUACUAUCCACUAACAAAUGUCUGCUCAUCAAUUUUGGGCUAGCUAGUUAACGUUAGCCUAGCUUUCGUUAGCAUAGCCAGCUAAGCGGUCUGCUGAUGAAAUGGGUCACACAGCUGUUAAUUAGCUAGAUCGGAGGGAUCAUUUAAAAGUAGAGUUCUCUUCAAUGAGUGUAUAUUUUGGGCACAUUAUUUUCAUACACCGGAUAAUGGAAACGCUUGGUGGUGUUUUUGUUGAUUCAAUGACGACAUGCUCCACUAAUUUACCGGUGCUGUAACAUGGUUGUAGCUAAUGUUACUGGCAACGCGUUAGUCUGUUAGCAUGCUAGAUGCCUAUGUUAGGUAGCUAACUAGUUAGCAAGAUAUCGGUGACUGCUUAUCUGCUCCGGACGCCCAAAACUGGGAGAAAUAAAAGUUUCAUGAUUUUCGUAAAUCAUGAACAAUUGCGAAUACGAACAAAUCGAACCGCAGGCACUUUCAACUCCAACUCCGACCCUGCCGCCGCGACCCGCAGUUGUUGAAGAGGAGGAGGAGGAAAGGGCACGGAGAAAGUGGGAAGUUUUCCCCGGCAAGAAUCGCUUCUACUGCGAUGGACGGUUCAUCGUGGCUCAACAAAGCGGUGUCCUACCACUCACCCUCGGCCUCAUUCUGGUCACCACCGUACUGUUCUUUGUAUUUGACUGUCCCUUCCUGGUGAAGCACCUGACUGUGUUCAUCCCAGUGAUUGGAGGAGUGCUAUUUGUGUUCGCGGUCAUCUCUCUCCUGCAGACCAGCUUCACUGACCCUGGCAUCCUGCCCCGGGCCACGCCGGACGAGGCCGCAGACAUUGAGAAGCAGAUCGAUAACUCUGGAUCUUCCACCUACCGACCCCCUCCCCGCACCAAGGAGGUGAUGAUCAACCAGCAGGUAGUGAAGCUCAAGUAUUGUUUGACCUGCAAGAUGUUCCGGCCACCGCGCACCUCCCACUGCUCCCUCUGUGACAACUGUGUGGAGCGAUUCGACCACCAUUGUCCCUGGGUGGGGAAUUGUGUUGGGAAGAGGAACUAUCGUUUCUUCUACACCUUCAUCGUCUCUCUGUCCUUCCUGACAGCCUUCAUCUUCGGCUGCGUCGCCACACAUCUAGCACUGAAUACUCAAACCAUAAAUGUUGUCCUUGACUUUUCUUCCUGCACUGCUGUGGAGCUGGUGAUUUGCUUCUUUUCAGUUUGGUCCAUCUUGGGCCUCUCAGGCUUCCAUACCUACCUGGUUGCUUCUAACCUGACCACAAAUGAAGAUAUCAAAGGCUCGUUGUCGGGGAAGAGUGGGUCGGAGGACACCGGAAACCCCUACAGCUAUAACAACAUCAUUACUAACUGCUGCUCUGUACUCUGUGGACCCAUGCCUCCCAGUUUGAUUGACAGGCGAGGCUUCGUACCAGUGGAGGAGUCAUCGCAGACAGUUUCCACGGAGAUGGUGCUACCCGUGCUGGCUGCUAAGAAGGAGAUUAAAGUGGUAGGAGGGCCCACGCCGUCCCAGCUGCCCCCCUCCCGUGCCUUGCAGGUUCCCUCCUCCCCUCUACCUGCAACCCCCCUCAGCCUGACUGGCAGACCCCAGUUUAGUUGCCUGUUCUAACAAGGUUUCCUGACUGGCUGUUGUGUAUG